Molecule: messenger RNA, 1306 nt
Organism: Vigna umbellata (rice bean)
Lineage: Eukaryota; Viridiplantae; Streptophyta; Magnoliopsida; Fabales; Fabaceae
Product: oxidoreductase/transition metal ion-binding protein (DUF3531)
Source: RefSeq, a predicted model, not a curated record
GAACUCUGUGUUAUCUCUUCACAAAAUUUAUGUUUUUUUAUUAAUGUGUAAGAAGUAGUCACCUUCUUCUUGCUUCUUCUGCUCCACUGAGCACAGAGUGAGCACAGAGUGAGCACAGAGUGAGUACAGAGUGAGUACAGAGUGAGUGUACAAAACUACCAACUUGCAGGUUAAUAGAGCUGAAAGACAACAAUACACUCGUCCCUUACAAAUUUCUCAUACAAUCCAUGAUUGUCUUACACCCUUUUGCUUUCGUCCCUUCUUGUACCACCAUUACAUGCUCAAAACCUUUUUCUCAUGACAAUCACUUUGUGCCAUCUUCAAUGGCUCUCCGGAUAUUCCCGAAUAAUGCCAGGACAAGAACAUUCUUAUGUAGUGCUAGUAGUCAGCCGAUGGAUUUGAAUGGUAUGGAUUUCAAUAUAGACGUCAUUAAGGAAGAUUUGGAGCUUCGGGGUGAUGGCGAAGGUGGGUUUUUGGGUCAAGGUUUGUAUGGAAGAAGUGAUGAAAAUGACAUUGUUGAAAAAGCAGCACAGGAAGGUGAAGAUGAUGAUUCUGGAUAUUCAGAUCGAGGAUCAUAUACAGGUAGGCCAGAGAAGGAUUAUGAUAAAGAUCCAGAACUCGGUAACAUUCUGGGGAAUUUUCUGGAGAAUCCCCAAGAGGCACAAUCCCAGUUGGAAGAUAGAUUAAGAAAGAAGAGGCACAAAGUACUGCACACAAAGACUGGAUCUGGUAAACCAAUGAAAGUGUCAUUUAACAAAUUUGAUUUUUCAAACUCAUUCAUAUGGUUUGAAUUCUACAAUGUUCCAUUGGCCAAAGACAUUUCCUUAAUUUGUGAUACAAUUCGAUCAUGGCACAUUAUUGGGCGUCUUGGUGGAUGCAAUGCCAUGAAUAUGCAACUUUCACAGUCUCCAUUGGAUGCACGACCAAGUUAUGAUUAUAUUCAAGGAGCAAAUGUUGAACCAACUACAUUUUACAACAUAGGGAAUCUUGAGGUGCAAGACAACUUGGCUCGAAUAUGGGUGGAUAUUGGAACUGUUGAACCUUUGCUUCUGGAUGUUUUGAUAAAUGCUUUGACACAGAUAAGCUCCGAUUUUGUUGGGAUCAAGCAAGUAAUGUUUGGUGGAGCAGAAUUUGAGAGUUGGAAUGAGGAUUUGAAAUCAGAGGAGGCAGGUUAUGGUGUUCACAAAAUCUAGCCAUUUUUUAAGGCAUAUGAGCAUUUUGAAAUUGUCUGACAAAUUUCUGCAACUGCAAUUUUAAAUACAAUUAUAAACACAAGUCAUUUUAAUGUGAUUGAAUCUCAAUGCUU